AUGGAUUUCGGCGGAGCCCCCAGAUUUUUAGCCCGACCCAAGGCGUUUACUGUCUCCGCCGGUAAGGAUGCGACCCUCGCCUGCCAGAUUAUCGGCAACCCGGUGCCAGUGGUAGUGUGGGAAAAGGACAAGGCGCCGGUGAAGUCGGGAGGCCGCUUCAAAACGGUGGAGGACGGCGACAUGUACAAGCUGACCAUUUACGACCUGUGCACAGGUGACAGCGGCCAGUACAUCUGCAGGGCCAACAACACGGUGGGCGAAGCGUACGCGGCGGUCACUCUGCGGGUCGGCGUCGACCUGGACGAGGCGCCGGGAGCGCAGCACGCCCCGACCUUCCUGCUCAAACCGUGUUCUCUCCGCGUGUGCCUGGGCGACGACGCCAGCUUCUCCUGCAGGGUGGACGGGAACCCGACGCCGUCCAUCCACUGGGAGAGAGAUGGCGCGAGGUUGGGCGACGGCGGCAACAACCGCUACUCGGUGGAGGCUGCUGUCGACGGAAGCACGCUGAAAAUCUCCUGCGUCAGGUUUUCCGACGGCGGCGCCUUGCUGUGUAGGGCCUUCAACCGUCUGGGCGAGAGCCAGGUUGUCGUCGCCUUGGUCGUCCUCUCCCCGACUGAAGCCAGCUCUGCUCUGCCCGCAGCGCUAGAUGCCGGCUACGCCAAGACCUCGCUGCUGUCUCACCUGCAGCAAAGGCGGGAACACAUGCGCGGCCACGACAUUCUUACCUCAGGUCCGUCGACGGACGGCCCGUCCCCGCCUGUUGCUUCGGCCGGCCACCAGCUCUCGCGAGAUUACGAAACGGCGGGAAGCUACAGUCGGCCGCGCUCGCUGUAUGCGCCGCUCUCGGCCACUGGCGGGGCCGCGAGCGCGAGCGCGGCGGUUGGAUGGGCCCGCACGUGCACUGUCACCGAGGGCAAACAUGCCAAGCUGAGCUGUCAAGUGACGGGCAAACCCAGACCCGAGAUCCUGUGGAAGAAGGACGGCGAGGUCAUCUUCUCGGGCCGACGGCACGUCCUCUUCGAUGAUGACGAGGACAACUUCGUGCUGAGGAUUCUCUACUGCAAGCAGAGCGACAACGGACGGUACACUUGCACCGCUUCCAAUUUGGCCGGGCAGACUUACAGCUCGGUGCUGGUCAUCGUCAAAGAACCAAGUGUACCCUUUAAGACCAAACUGAAAGAUGUCGAAGUUGUGGAGAAGGAAACAGCAACCCUCCAGUGUGAAGUUCCUAUUCCUGCUAUACAGGCUAGUUGGUUCCUAGAGGAAACGGAGAUAGCCGAGAGCACCAAAUAUAAAAUAGAAGAGGAGGGCACCCUCAGAAAACUUACUAUCAAAAAUGUUACAACUGAUGAUGAUGCUGUCUAUAUUUGUGAAAUGAAAGAAGGCAGCAGAACAGUUGGAGAGUUGACAGUGAAAGGUAACAUUGUUAAGAAGCUUCCAAGGAAAACUGCAGUACCAGAAAAUGACACUGCCAUUUUCUGUGUGGAAUUGAACAGUGGCUGUAAGACUAUCAGGUGGAUAAAGAAUGGGAAAGAGCUAGAACCAAAUGAUAGAACAACCAUCGCUGUUUCUGGCAAGCGGCACACUCUUACAAUUCGUGAAUGCAAAUGGGAAGAUGUUGGAGAAAUUGCUCUUUUGGCAGAUGAUUCUAGAACCUCAACUCAAUUUACAUUAACAUCUCCCCGGAAAGUUCCACCACAUCCCCCAGUCAAUCCUGUGGUGAAAGGUAAAACAGAAACAUCUGUCACUUUGGCUUGGUCUCUGCCUCAAGACGUGCCACCUGCCCCUGUCACAGGAUACAUAAUAGAAAAAAGGAAAGUAGGAAGCAAUACCUGGACAAGAUGUCAUACUAGCAACAAGAUAGAGGCACAGGAGUUCACAGUCGAUGGCUUGCCAGAAGGAGCUAGUUAUCAGUUUAGAAUUAGUUCUGUAAACAACUUUACCCAGAGCACAUUCUUAGAAGUCCCAGGAACAUUUUACAUUGAAUCUAGAGCUUUCAUUGAGAAACCUUUGCAAGAUGUUGAAGCUUCAGCAGCUUUGCCAGUGGCACCAGUGAGUUUCAGGAAUAAGUCAGCAGAAAAGGAAAUUGUUUCUGUGUCUCUGAAUGGUACAGCUCAAUUUGUUGCUGAGGUUUCUGAUAGAACUGCAAAAGUAACCUGGACAAAAGAUGGCAAGGAGAUCAAGUCAAAUGUGGGUGUCAAGUUCAUAAAUAAGCCAAAAUUUCCACCAGAAGUGAUAGCAGAAGCCUCAGAAAGUUUGGAAUUGUCUUGUGAAGUAUCACCAGCUAAUUCUGUGGUCACAUGGAAAAAGGAUCAAAAAGAGGUUAAACAGGACCAGAGGAUAACCAUCAUCUCUCAGGGAACACAACGCAAACUUGUCAUCAGAAAAGUGCAGCAAAGUGACCAAGGAAAUUAUACCUGCAUGUCUAAUGAUGACAACCUAACAUUCCAAGUUAAGAUCAAAGAAUCAGCUGCAACUAUCGUGAAUAAAUCUACAACUCAAACAGAGCAGACAGCAAGUGUGGGAGAAAAGGUAGUCCUUGUUUGUAAUGUAUCUCAGUCUACUGUCGAAGGGAAAUGGUACAAAAAAGGACAGGAAGUAAAGCUGAGCAAAGCAGUAAGUGUUGAAUCAGAAGGUACAACGCGAAGAUUGGUUCUUCACAAUGUCAAACCUGGAGAAUCUGGUGAAUAUGUCUUUAAAACCAAAGAGGAUGAAAUUGCUAUGAAUGUUACACUUAAAGAACCAGAAACUGGAUUUGUGAACAAAAAUUCAGUUCAGAAGGAAGUGAAAGUUCGACAAUCAGAAAAUGUUACUCUUAGCUGUGAAGUGUCACACCCCAAAACUGAGGUCCAAUGGUUCAGAGAUGGAAAACUACUCAGUAAGAGUGGAAAGGUGAAACUCGAAUCUGAUGGUAAAAUUCGAAAGCUUACUGUUCAGAAUGUGGAGUCAAAAGAUUGCGGUGCAUACAUUUGUGAGGCAGCUGGAGAGAAACUGACCUUCAACAUUCAGGUUACAGAACUUGAACCAGCACCAGUGUUCACCAAUAAAGAAUCAGUUCAGAGAGAGGUAAAGGUUCGAACAUCGGAAAAUGCUGUUCUCAGCUGUGAAGUAUCACAUCUCAAAACUGAGGUCACAUGGUCCAAAAGUGGAAAAAUUCUCAGUUCCGGUCAGAAAGUUAAAGUCGAAUCUGAUGGUGGAAUACGAAGACUUAUUAUUCAGAAUGCAAAAUUAGUGGAUGGAGGCAAUUAUGUCUGCGAAGCAGCUGGAGAGAAAUUGACAUUCCACGUUCAGGUUACAGAACCAGAAACUGGGUUUGUCAAUAAGGAUUCAGUUCAGAAGGAAGUGAAAGUUCGACGAUCAGAGAAUGCUACUCUUAGUUGUGAAGUGUUACAGUCCAAAACUGAUGUCAAGUGGAUUAGAGAUGGAAAACGACUCACUAGCAGUAAAAAGAUUAAUUUUGAGUCUGAUGGUAAUAUUCGAAAACUGAUCAUUCAGAAUGUGGAAUUAAAAGAUUUAGGUGAAUACAUUUGUGAAGCAGCUGGCGAGAGAUUGACCUUCAGCGUUCAGAUUUCAGAACCAGUACCAGUAUUUGCCAAUAAAGAAGCUGUUCAGAAGGAGGUAAAGGUUCGAGUAUCGGAGAAUGCUGUUCUCAGUUGUGAAGUAUCGGAUAUCAAAACUGGAGUGAAAUGGUCCAAAAGUGGAAAAUCUCUCAGUUCUAGUCAGAAGGUUAAACUUGAAUCUGAUAAUAGAAUACGAAGACUCCUCAUUCUGAAUGCAGAACUAAAGGAUGGUGGCAGUUACGUAUGUGAAGCAGCUGGAGAGAAAUUGACUUUUCAUGUUGAGGUUACAGAACCAGUACCAGUAUUUGCCAAUAAAGAAGCUGUUCAGAAGGAGGUAAAGGUUCGAGUAUCGGAGAAUGCUGUUCUCAGUUGUGAAGUAUCGGAUAUCAAAACUGGAGUGAAAUGGUCCAAAAGUGGAAAAUCUCUCAGUUCUAGUCAGAAGGUUAAACUUGAAUCUGAUAAUAGAAUACGAAGACUCCUCAUUCUGAAUGCAGAACUAAAGGAUGGUGGCAGUUACGUAUGUGAAGCAGCUGGAGAGAAAUUGACUUUUCAUGUUGAGGUUACAGAACCAGUACCAGUAUUUGCCAAUAAAGAAGCUGUUCAGAAGGAGGUAAAGGUUCGAGUAUCGGAGAAUGCUGUUCUCAGUUGUGAAGUAUCGGAUUUCAAAACUGGAGUGAAAUGGUCCAAAAGUGGAAAAUCUCUCAGUUCUAGUCAGAAGCUUAAACUUGAAUCUGAUAAUAGAAUACGAAGACUCCUCAUUCUGAAUGCAGAACUAAAGGAUGGUGGCAGUUACGUAUGUGAAGCAGCUGGAGAGAAAUUGACUUUUCAUGUUGAGGUUACAGAACCAGUACCAGUAUUUGCCAAUAAAGAAGCUGUUCAGAAGGAGGUAAAGGUUCGAGUAUCGGAGAAUGCUGUUCUCAGUUGUGAAGUAUCGGAUUUCAAAACUGGAGUGAAAUGGUCCAAAAGUGGAAAAUCUCUCAGUUCUAGUCAGAAGGUUAAACUUGAAUCUGAUAAUAGAAUACGAAGACUCCUCAUUCUGAAUGCAGAACUAAAGGAUGGUGGCAGUUACGUAUGUGAAGCAGCUGGAGAGAAAUUGACUUUUCAUGUUGAGGUUACAGAAUUGGAAUCAAGAUUUGCUAAUAAAGAUGCAGUUCAGAAGGUUGUGAAAGUUCAAAAGUCAGAGAAUGCAAGUCUUAGCUGUGAAGUGUCAGAUUCCAAAACUGAAGUCAGAUGGUUUAGAAAUGGAAAACUUCUCAGUUCGAGUAAAAAAUGGAAAAUUGAAUCCCAUGGCAAAAUUUGCAAGCUUAUCAUUGAGAAUGUGGAGCCAAAAGAUGGCGGUGAAUACGUAUGUGAAGCAGAUAAAGAAAAAUUGACCUUUGCCAUUCAGGUUACAGAGUUACCCAUCUUGUUUACAAAGAAGCUUGAAAAUGUAAAUGCACUGUGCAGUAAAACAGUUGAGCUUAUAUGUGAAUUAAAUCAAGCAAAGGGUGACGUCUUAUGGCGGCAUAAUGGAACAGAAAUCAAACCAAGCCGAAGACUAAAAAUACGAGCAGAUGGACAGAAACGAUGCUUGACCAUCUGUGAAGUAACUGCUGAGGAUGAGGGAGAAUAUCAGUGUGAAUCAAAGGAUGAUGUUACAACUGCUAAAUUGACUGCUAAGGUUCCAAAGGUUAUGAAGUUUAAAAGUGAGCUUCAAAGUGUAGUGGCUGUGGAAGGAGAUGAUGCCACCUUUAAAUGCAGUGUCUCUCAUGAAGAUGCUGCAAUUACUUGGUAUAAGAAUGGAGUCAAAAUUAGCCCAAAUGAGAAGUAUGUCAUAUCCUGCGAAAGAACCAAUCAUAGUUUGACCAUUAGACACCUAACACUAAUGGAUGCGUGUGAAAUUUCUGCACAAGUUGAAGAUAUGAAAAUAACUGCCAAUCUUCAAGUUCAAGAAGCUCCAGCAUUAUUUAAAAAGAAAUUGGAGAACAUGACUGUUGAAGAAAAAAAGACAGCCAUUUUUGAAAUUGAGCUCUCAAAGCCUUGUGGUGAAGUUAAAUGGAUGAAAAAUAGCAUCAUUGUUCAGAGUGAUGGAAGAAUAGAUAUUAAGGUGGAUGGGAACAAACAGAUUCUUACUAUUAAAAAUGUGAGCUUUGCGGACCGUGGGAAUUACUCAUGUGAAACACUUCAUGAAAAGACGAAAGCAAAGUUAAACGUUGAAAUGAGGAAAGUUAAACUGAUCAAAGGAUUGGAGGAUGUCAAGGUGCAUGAGAAAGAAACUUGCACUUUUGAAGUUGAGUUAUCCCAUGAAGAUGUGGAAACGACCUGGCUGAAGGAUAGUAUCAGAAUGAAACCAGGAGCCAACUGCAGAAUUAGCACACUGGGCAAGAAGCAUGCACUGACUUUAUCCAAUUUGAAGAUUGAGGAUUCAGGGCUGAUUAGUUUCAAAGCUGAAGACAUACGUACAUCUGGAAGACUCACUGUAACAGAGCCGCCGGUGACUUUGGUCAAAUCUUUAGAAGAUAUUAAAGUUCCGGAGAAAGAUAAAGUUGUUUUUGAAUGUGAACUCUCAAGAGCCAAUGCAGAAGUUAAAUGGUUUAAGGAUGAUGUACAGAUUAAGCCAGGGAAAGGAUAUAGCAUGACGUCUAAAGGACGGCAAAGGAGCCUUAUCAUUCACCAUUGUGGAAAUGAACACCAAGGGCAAUAUACAUGUGAUGCAGUGGAUUGCAAGUCAACAGCCAUCCUUACAGUACAUGCUCGUGAUAUCAAGAUAGUAAGGCCGUUGAAAGACCUUGAAGUUAUUGAACAGGAGAGUGCUGCCUUCUUAUGUGAAAUUUCACAUGAUGAAGUGGAUUUUCAAUGGUUUAAGAACGGUGUAAAAAUCAGGGCUGGUGAUAAUGUAAAAAUUCGUCAGGAAGGAAGGACCCAUAUUCUGCUAUUUAAAUCUGUAAAAACUGUAGAUGCUGCUGAGAUCAAGUUUGUUGCUGAAAGUGCAACUUCCACAGCUUUCCUACGGGUUAAAGAAUUGCCAGUUAAAAUUGUGAAACCCUUAAAAGAGAAGAUUGGCAUUGAAAAACAUCGUGUCAUUUUUGAAUGCAAAGUUUCUAGACCAAAUGCUGUUGUCAAAUGGUAUCACAAAGGCAAAGGGAUUCAUCCUAGUAAAAAAUAUGAGAUUGUGAGUGAAGAUGUGUACAGAAAGCUCAUAAUUAAUAACGUUGCUUUUGAAGAUGAAGGCAGUUACAUAUGUGAUGCAAAUGAUGACAAAACCACAGCAAUGCUAUAUGUUGAAGAGCAAUCAAUUGCCAUUGUUAAGCAGCUACGUGAUGUGGAAGUCACAGAACCAAAUGAUGCAAGUUUUCAAUGUGAGCUUUCAAUUGCUGACGUGAAGCCUCCAAAAUGGAUAUUGAAUGGUGAACUUCUUCAUGUUUCUGAAGAUGUGGAAAUUGAGCAUUCUGGCACUAUCCAUCGUCUGACUCUGAAAAGAACAAGUUGUAAGAUGACUGGCUUGCUGCAGUUUAUUGCAGGGAAAUCAAAGUCUGAGGCGAGGCUGACUAUUAAAGAGCCUCCAACAGUGGUAGUUAGAGAAUUACAAAAUAUUACAGUGGAAGAGAGGCUCUCUGCUACUUUGAGUUGUGAGUUUACACCUACUCCCAAGAUGGUGAAAUGGUACAAAGACCAGAGCUUAAUCAAAUCAUCUGACCGGUACAAAUUUAAUCAAAACAAGAAUGUGACAGAACUCACCAUUUCAAACCUCAGACCUGAAGACUCUGGUGAAUAUAGCUGCAAAUCAAGUAAUGCACAGACCACAGCAACGCUCACAGUUGAAGCUUUGAAAAUAGAAAUAAUAAAACAUUUGGAAGACAUAGAUACUGAGGAAGACAGCAAUCUAGUGUAUUCAUGUGAGUUAUCUCAUGAUGUUGAAGAAGUUGAGUGGUAUCUAAAUGAUACUCUCUUAUAUUCAAAUGAUUUCAAUGAAAUAAAGAGAAAAGGAAAGAGACACACAUUAAUUCUGAAAAGUGUAACGCCUGAUGACACAGGGACAGUUAUGUUCAAAGUGAGAGAUCUGACAGAUAAAGCACAGCUGAAUGUUCGAGAAAAGCCAAUAGUCUUCAUGAAAUCCUUGGAUGACAUUAUUGGAGAAGAGAGAGGAAUGAUCACCUUGGAAUGUGAAGUAUCAAAGCCCAAAGUCAGUCCUAUUUGGAAAAAGGAUGAUGUGAUUCUUGGUUCAAGUGACAAAUAUGAAUUACUGCAUGCUGGAAAAACACUUUGCCUUGUAGUACAUGACCUGAGUAAAAGUGACGCUGGAUUGUAUACUUGUGACAUAGGCACCGACAGAGCAAGUGCUAAAGUUGCCAUCCAAGAGUUGAACAUUGGAAUCACGAAGCGGCUAAAGAGCACCGAGAUUAAAGAAGGUGAAAAUGGAUCUUUUGAAUGCAUACUUUCUCAUGAAAGCAUUGAUGAGUAUUACUGGACGAUAAAUGGACUAUUAGUAGAAGGCAAUGAAAGAUUUGAGACAUUUAAUAUUGGUCGAAAAUACAUACUUAAUAUUAAGGAGACGGCUCUUUCAGAUGCUGGGGAAGUAAUUUUCCACGUGCGAAAUCUCAGUUCAAAAGCCUCAUUAAUAGUAAAAGAAAAACCAACAGAAAUUACAAAGCAACUUAAGAACUUGGUAGUGAUAGCAGGUGAAGAGAUUGUAUUGAGCUGUGAAACCUCUAAGCCUGAUUCUUCAGUGAAGUGGUUUAAGGAUGGCAAAAGAAUUAGAAAGAGUCAUACAUAUGAAAUAUCUCAGCAAGGAAUUGUAAAUAAAUUGAUAAUUCAUCAAGUCACUAUGAAGGAUUCUGGAGAGUAUGCAUGUGAAACAGAGACUUCUAAAACCAAAGCUACUGUCACUGUAAAUGAGAUGGCAAACCGAUUUACUAAAGAGUUACAUGACAUAAAAACUGAAGAAAAAGGAACUGCUAUUUUUAAAUGUGAAACGGAACAGCCAGCACAAAAGGUUGUCUGGAGAAAGGGAAUUGCAGAAAUCAAACCAAACAAAAAAUAUGAAUUGAACCAGGAUGGCAAUUUACUAAGUCUUACAAUUAAUCAUCUCGAGAAGAUUGACUGUGACCACUACACUUGUGACAUUGGUAAUGCACAAUCAAGAGCUCACCUGACAGUUACAGGUCAAAAAAUUCAAAUAAUUGGAGACCUUGAAGAUGUCGAAGCCCUUGAAGGUGAAUCAGCAACAUUUAAAUGCAAAAUAUCACCAACGGAUUAUAGCAACGUUCAGUGGUUCCUGGAUAAAACACCUCUACAUGCCAAUGAUGUGAACGAAAUUAAAACACAAGAGGAUGGCUAUCACAUUUUAACAGUUAAAAAACUUUCAGUGAAAGAUUCUGGUAAUAUAACUUUUGAAGCUGGAGAUAAGAAAACCUCUGCUGCACUAACAACUAAAGGGGCAGCCAAGUGCACCCGCAGGGGCCCCAGCUAUACCUGCCUCUUCGUUGGAUAUGUGGAACAGUCAAGCUUCCGCAGCUACACCAGCGCCACUGCUCACUUUUUCCUCCUCAACAUCAAUUACUUUAUUGGCGCCAUCUCGUGCUCCCGCGAGGAGAUUGAACAGUGGCCUCCUACAGCCUUGCCUGCGACCUUCAAGCAAAAGCUUAAGGAUGAAGAAGCUCAAGAGGGUGAUACUGCCAUCCUGCAUUGUGAAAUUAGCAGACCGGAUACAGCCGUGCAAUGGACAAAAGGAUCCACUCUACUUCAGCCUAGCGCCAAAUAUGAAAUGAAACAGAAAGGAUCCAUUGUUGAGCUGGUUAUUCACAAACUUAAACCAGAAGAUAGUGGAAGAUACUCUUGCGACAUUGGAGAUCAGCAAACCAGUGCUUCCUUGAAAGUUAAUGCCCUUCCGGUACUUUUCAAACAAGUUCUUCAGAACAAAGAAGCUGAUGAAGGUAGCACCACCACUUUACGCUGUGAGCUUACUAAGCCUAAUACUCCUGUAGAGUGGAAAAAGGGGACAAUGGUGCUUCAUCCCAGUGACAAGUAUGAAAUAAAACAAAUGGGUUCUAUUGCUGAACUGUCAAUCUGCAAUCUGAAACAAGGAGAUGCUGGAGAAUAUGUGUGUGAUUCGGGUGACCAACAGACCACAGCUUCGCUUAAAGUGAAAGUGCUUCCAGUGCUUUUCAAGAAGAAGCUUCAGAAUAAAGAACAUAAAGAAGGGAGUGUCGCCACAUUGCAAUGUGAGCUGACAAAACCUGAUGCCCCUGUAAAAUGGAAAAAGGGAUCCAUGUUGCUCGAUGCUAAUGAUAAGUACAAAAUGAAGCAAAAAGGUUGUAAUAUUGAGCUGAUUAUUCAUGACUUAAAACUUGAAGAUGCUGGAGAAUAUACCUGUGACUCUGGGGAAGAACAGACAACUGCUUUGUUAAAAGUAAAAGCCCUGCCUGUGCACUUCAAAAAAGAGCUUCAGAAUAUGGAAGUUCAGGAGGGAGAUACUGCCUCACUUUGCUGUGAACUCUCUAAGGCAGAUGCCUCAGUGAAAUGGAGAAAAGGAUCUAUUUUACUUCAUCCAAGUGACAAACAUGAAAUGAAGCAAAAUGGUACCAGUGUUGAAUUGCUUAUUCAUAAUUUAAAACUAGAUGACUCAGGAGAGUAUACUUGUGAUUCUGGUGACAAGAAGACAAAGAGCUGCUUAAAAGUGAAAGCCUUGCCUAUACUCUUCAAACAAGGGCUUCAGAGUAAAGAAGCCGAAGAAGAUAGUUCGGUCUCGCUGUGUUGUGAAGUUACUAAAUGUGAUGUUCACGUCCAAUGGAAAAAAGGAUCUUCAGUACUUCAUUCAAGUAACAAGUAUGAAAUGAAACAAAACGGUUCCCUGACUGAGCUCAUUAUCCAUAACCUAAAACUAGAAGAUGCUGGAGAAUAUAUCUGUGAUUCAGGGUUUCAACAGACCUCAGCCAUCUUAAAAGUAAAGGCCUUGCCUGUACUUUUCAAAAAAAAGUUUCAUGAUCAGGAAAUUGAAGAAGACAAUUCUGCCAGUUUGAAAUGUGAAAUUACCAAACCUAAUGCAGCAGUGAAAUGGAGAAAGGCAUCAGUACUCCUUCAGCCAAGUGACAAGUAUGAAAUGAAACAAAAAGGCUGUUACGUUGAGUUACUUAUUCACAAUGUAAAAUUAGAAGAUGCUGGAGAAUAUACCUGUGAUUCUGGAGAUGAACAAAUUACUGCCUCCUUAAAAGUGAAAGUGCUUGCUGUACUUUUCAAACAAGAACUUGAGAACCAGGAGGUUGAAGAAAAUAGUACAGCCAUUUUCAGCUGUGUCAUAACAAAACCAGAUGCUCCUGUGAAAUGGAGAAAAGAAUCUGUGGUACUUCAUCCCAGUGAAAAGCAUGAAAUGAAGCAAAAAGGUUCCUGUGUUGAGUUACUUAUUCACAGCCUAAGUGUUCAAGAUGCUGGAAACUAUAUAUGCGAUACAGGGGAUCAACAGACUAUGGCGAUUCUAAAAGUAAAGGUCCUUCCUGUGCAUUUCAAACAAGAGCUUCAGAGCCUGGAAGCUAAAGAAGAUAGUACUGCCAUUCUGAACUGUGAGAUUACAAAACCUGAUGCCCCAGUGGAAUGGAGGAAAGAAUCUGUGGUACUUCAAUCCAGUAAGAAGCAUGAAAUGAAGCAAAAAGGUUCCUAUGUUGAAUUACUUAUUCAUAACCUAAAACCUGAAGAUGCUGGAAAAUAUACAUGCGACACAGGAGAUCAACAGUCGGUUGCAAUCUUAAAAGUAAAGGCACUUCCUGUACUUUUUAAAGAAAGACUUAAGAAUCAGGAAAUUGAAGAGGAUAGUACUGCUACUCUGAACUGUGAGAUUACAAAACCGAAUGCCCCAGUGGAAUGGAGAAAAGGAUCUGUGCUACUUCAUCCCUGUGAGAAGUAUGAAAUGAAGCAAAAUGAUUCCUGUGUUGAGUUACUUAUUCAUAACCUAAAAGCUGAAGAUGCUGGACAAUACAUAUGCGAUACAGGAGAUCAACAGACUAUGGCGAUUCUGAAAGUAAAGGCCCUUCCUGUGCUUUUCAAACAAGAGCUUCAGAAUAAGGAAGCUGAAGAGGGCAGUAUGGUGAUUCUACAUUGUGAGAUUUCAAAACCGGAUGCUCCAGUAGAAUGGAGAAAAGGAUCUGUGGUACUUCAACCCAGUGAGAAGCAUGAAAUGAAGCAAACGGGUUCAUCUGUUGAAUUGUUUAUUCAUAACUUAAAAGUUGAAGAUGCUGGAAAAUAUACAUGUGAUUCAGGGGAUCAAAAGACAACUGCAUCUUUAAAUGUGAAGGUUCUACCUGUACUUUUCAAAGAAGAGCUUAAGAGUGUGAAUGCUGAAGAGGGUAGUACAGCUUCUCUUCAUUGUCUGGUCAGUAAACCCGAUGCUCCAGUGAAGUGGAGGAAGGGAUCUCUACUACUUCACCCAAAUGAAAAGUAUGAAAUGAACCAAAAGGGUCCAUAUGUUGAGCUGCUAAUUCACAGCCUAAAAGAAGAAGAUACUGGAGAAUAUACAUGUGAUACAGGGGUUCAGCAGACCACAGCAUGCUUAAAAGUGAAGGUUGCUCCUAUACUUUUCAAACAAGAGCUUCAGAAUGAAGAAGCUGAAGAGGGAAGUACUGCCAUACUACACUGUGAGGUUACUAAACCUAAUGCCUCAGUGAAAUGGAGGAAAGGAUCCAAGAUAAUUCAUCAAAGUGAGAAGUAUGAAUUAAGACAAACAGGUUCUUGCCUUGAGUUACUUAUUCAUAACCUAAAGCUAGAAGAUUCUGGUGAAUAUACUUGUGAUUCUGGCGAUCAACUGACCACAGCCUCCUUAAAAGUGAAUGUGCUGCCUGCGUUUUUUAAACAAGAGCUUCAGAAUGAAGAAGCUGAAGAGGGUGGCACUGCCACUUUACGUUGUGAAAUUACGAAAAGUGAUGCUCCAGUAAAAUGGAGAAAGGGAUCACUGGUUCUUCAUGAAAGUGACAAGUAUGAAAUGAAACAAGAAGGUUCCAUCUGUGAUUUGCUCAUUCACAGUCUAAAACCAGAAGAUGGUGGAGAUUAUACAUGUUAUUCUGGAGAUCAACACACCACUGCCUCUUUAAGAGUAAAGGCAAUGCCUGUACUUUUCAAAAAAGGACUACAGAAUGUUGAAGCAGAAGAGGAUAGUACUGCUACUCUACACUGUGAAGUUACGAAACCUAAUGCCUUAAUUAAAUGGAGGAAAGGAUCAGUAGUAAUUCAAUCCAGUGACAAGUACAAACUAAAGCAAGAAGAUUCAAAUAUUAAACUGCUUAUUCAAAAACUGAAGCCAGAAGAUGCUGGUGAAUAUACCUGUGACUCUGGAGAUCAUCAGACCACUGCAUCAUUAACAGUAAAGGCUCUGCCUGCACUUUUCAAACAAGAACUGCAGAACACAGAAGCUGAAGAGAAUAGUUCUGUCAUUCUGUGCUGUGAGAUCACUAAACCUGAUGUUCCGGUUGAAUGGAGGAAGGGAUCUACAGUACUUCAUCCAAGUGACAAGUAUGCCAUGAUGAAACAAGGUUCCUCCAUUGAACUUCUUAUUCGCAAUAUAAGUCCUGAUGAUGGAGGGGAGUAUACCUGUGAUUCUGGAGAUCAGCAGACUACAGCCUCUUUGAAAGUCAAGGUUCUCCCUGUGGUUUUCAAGCAAGAACUUAAGAACACAGAAGCUGAUGAGGGUGAUAUGGUCACUUUGUUCUGCGAGAUUACCAAACCUGAUGCUCCAGUGAAAUGGAAGAAAGGCAGUGUGGUACUCCAGUCAGGUGAUAAGUAUAAAAUGAAGCAAGAAGGUUGCUGCAUUCAAUUGUCUGUAUACAAUCUAAAACCAGAAGAUCAAGGAGAAUAUACCUGUGAUUCCGGGGAUCAGAAGACUACUGCAUUUCUAAAAGUGAAUGUCUUGCCGGUGCUUUUCAAACAAGUGCUUCAGAAUGUGGAGGCAGAAGAAGGUGGUAUGGCUAAGUUUCACUGUGAAAUUACUAAACCUGAUGCUGCAGUAGAAUGGCGCAAAGGAUCUGUAGUGCUCUUGCCAUGUGGAAAAUAUGAAAUGAAGAAUUGGGGCCCCAUUGUAGAAUUGUUCAUUCAUGAUGUGGAACCAGAAGAUGCUGGUGAAUACACAUGUGAUUCAGGCGAAAGACAAACCACUGCUUCUCUAAAUGUGAAAGCCUUACCUGUGCUGUUCAGACAAGAACUGCAAAAUGAAGAAGCAGAAGAAGGUAAUGUUGUCACACUGCAUUGCGAGCUUACUAAGCCUGGUGCUCCAGUAGAAUGGAGGAAGGGGUCUCGAACGCUACAUCCUAGCAACAAAUAUGAAAUGAAACAAGAUGGUGCCAUUGUUCAACUAUCAAUUCACAAUGUGAAUGUGGAAGAUGCCGGUCAAUAUACCUGUGAUUCUGGGGACCAACAGACUACUGGCUACUUGAAAAUUAAUGCUGCACCUAUAAUAUUGCAAAAAGAACUACAGAACAUAGAAGUGAAGGAGUAUGACACAGGCACCUUAUUCUGUGAAUUAUCAAAACCUAAUGUGCCGGUUACCUGGAGGAAAGGAACAUUGUUGAUCUUUCCAAAUGAGAAGUAUGAAAUGAAACAGGAUGGUCUUGUACAAAUUUUACAGAUUCAUGACAUGAAAUCAGAAGAUGGAGGAGAGUAUUCUUGUUCAUUUGAGGAUCAGCGAACGACAGCUUUUGUAGCUGUGAAAGUUUUGCCUGCACUUUUCAAGCGAUGGCUUCAGAAUGUCGAAGUGGAAGAAGGUCACACUGCCAUAUUGCAGUGUGAACUUACUAAAUCUGAUGCCUCAGUAGAAUGGAGAAAGGGAUCUGUGGUGCUUCAACCAAAUGACAAAUAUGAAAUGAAAUAUGAAGGUUUCAUUGUUGAGUUGUUAAUUCAUAAUCUAAAGAUGGAAGAUGCUGGAGAAUAUACAUGUGAUUCUGGUGAUCAACAGAGCACUGCUGCCUUAACUGUGACAGAGCCAGAUGUAACAAUUGUUGAUGGUUUGAAAAACGUGGAAGUAGUCGAAGGUGGGGAUGUUUUGUUUGAAUGUCAAGUCUCUCAUGAGAAUAUACGAGGUGUUCAAUGGGUUCUAGGAGGAAUUGAACUGCAGAAUAAUGAAAUGAACGAAAUUUCGAUCAAGAGUGGCAAUAUUCACACAUUGAUGUUGAGGCAAGUCACACAGGAUGAUUCUGGAGCUGUGACCUUCAAAGUUGGAAAGCACACAUCUUCAGCACAGCUUACUGUCAAAGCUACUCCAGCAACUUUUACUCAACUGCUUCAAAACAUGGUAGUGGAUGAGGUUGAGUCAGUAACUUUCAUGUGUGUACUCUCACAAGCCAAUGUUCCAGUUGUGUGGAAGAAAGGACUAACAACAAUUUCUCAAAGUGAGAGAUAUGAAAUCAAACAGGAAGGUUGUGUACACAUGUUAAGUAUACAUGACGUAAAAUCUGAUGAUUCAGGUGAAUAUACCUGUGUUUCUGGGGACCAACAAACCACAGCUUCCUUAACAGUAAAAGUAUCAGAAGUAAAAAUUAUUGAAUGCCUAAAGGAUGUAACAGUUUUUGUUAAUGAAACUGCCGUGUUUGAGUGCAAAGUGCAUCCUGAAAAUUUUGCUGAUGUGCAGUGGUGGCUGGGCGACAUUCCUUUGCAGCACAAUGAAAUGAAUGAAAUAUCUAUUGAACAUGGAACGAUUCAUACCCUGAAAUUAAAGAAUGUCACUCAAGAAGACUGUGGUACUGUUACCUUUAAAGUUGGAAAACACACAUCAUCUGCAAAACUGUUAGUAAAAGGUCCCCCGCUUACCUUUACACAAGAGCUUGAAAACAUGGAAGCAAUGGAAAAUAGCACGACAACCCUACUUUGUAAACUAUCACAACCUAACGUUCCAGUUACAUGGAAGAUGGGCUCACAUGCAAUUUUUCCAAGUGAGAAGUAUGAAAUCAAACAAGAAGAUAAUGUGCACAUGCUACUGAUUCAUGACGUGAACAUAGAGGACUCUGGAGACUAUACAUGUGAUUCAGGCCUGAGACAGAGCACUGCAGUACUGCAAGUGAAAGCUGCACCUGUGUAUUUUAUGAAGAAACUGCAAAGCCAGGAAGCCGAUGAAGGUAGUAUGAUAACGCUUCACUGUGAACUUACUAAGGCUGACGCACCAGUGAUGUGGAGAAAAGGAUCCGAAAAACUUAACCAUGGUGACAAGUAUGAUCUGAUUCGAAAAGGCUGUGCUGUUGAAUUGCUGAUCCACAAUGUGAAGAAAGAGGAUGGUGGAGUAUAUAUUUGUGAUUCUGGUGAUGACCAAACAACAGCUACCCUCACAGUCAAAGAACACAUAAAAAUUGUUCGUGGACUUGAAGACACUAGUGUGUUUGCUCAAAACACAGUGAAAUUUCUGUGUGAAGUGUCUCAUGAAGAUGCUGCAAAUGCACAGUGGUGGCUGAAUGGAACACUAGUUCAGAAUAAUGAACUCCAUGAAGUUGAAGCUACUAAUAAGAUACACACAUUGACAAUGAAAAACCUCACACCAGAUGACUCAGGAACUGUUGUAUUCAAGAUCGGUUGUGAAAGUUCAACAGCUAAGUUGAUGGUGCAAGAAAAACCUAAAGUUCUUUUCAGACAAAACCUCCAGGACCUAAAAGCACAGGAAGAAGGUACAACAAUUCUUCAUUGUGAACUUUCUGAAGAUGGAAUGGCUGUAACAUGGAAGAAAGGCUCAGAAUCUAUUAAAUCUAGUAGCAAAUAUGAAGUGAGGCAAAAUGGUCCUGUGGCUGAGUUGGUUAUUUCUGACUUAACUCUAGAAGAUGCUGGAGAAUAUACCUGUGAAUGUGGAGAUCAACAAACCACUGCUUCCCUAAUUGUGGAGGCUGUACCUGCCUAUUUCAAAAAAGAGCUUCAGGAUGAGGAAACUGUGGAAGGUCACACUGUCACACUGCGCUGUGAACUUUCAAAGCCUGAUGUUCUUGUGGAAUGGAGAAAGAGACUUGCAGUGCUUCAACCAAGUGACAAGUAUGAAAUGAAGCAAAAUGGUGCUGUAGUAGAAUUGCUAAUCCACAAUGUGAAACGAGGAGAUGCUGGCAAAUAUACUUGUUAUUGUGGGAAUCUACAAACAACAGCUUCCUUAACUGUUAAAGAGCUCGAAAUUAAAAUAGUUUCUGGUUUAAAGAAUACUGAUGUCUUUGCUGGUGAGUCAGCCACAUUUAGUUGCGAACUUUCGCACAAGGAUGUGGAAAAUGUGCAGUGGUGGUUGGAUGGUUCACCCCUACAGAAUAAUGAUCUGAAUGAGAUAUCUGUUCAAGAUGGAAAUAUCCAUACAUUAACGUUACAGAGCCUGGGAACCGAUGACUCCGGAACAGUGACAUUUAAGGCUGGGUCACUUAUUUCUUCAGCAAAAUUAUUAGUUAAAGAUCCAACGAUUGAGGUAGUAAGCGAAAUGGAAGAUAUUAUUAGAGAGGAACAUGGUACAGCAGAGUUUAUCUGUCAGUACUCCAGACCAGUCAAGGCUGUGUGGAGAAGAAAUGACAAAGAGGUUCAGGCUGAUGGUCAUCGCGUGAUUAUUGACCAGGACUGGAAUGUAGCAAAACUGAAAAUCUGUGAUGUCACCCCAACGGAUAGUGGGACGUAUACUUGUGAAGCAGCUGGAACAAAAGUUGCUGCAAAACUCAGUGUUCCAGCAAAGCAACCUGAUAUUCUCAAAGGGCUGGAAAAUGUAGACACAUCAGAGGGUGGUGAAGCUUUGUUUGAAUGCCACUUAUCCAGACCAGAAUUACAUGAUUACAAGUGGCUAAUGGAUGACAUUGCCAUUUCACAGUCUGAAAAUGUAGAAAUGGCAAUCCUCGAAGCUGGGAAACGGCAUCUGUUGCUAUUGAAGAACUUGAUUCCUUCAGACAGCUGUCGUGUGACCUUUGUAUCUGGAAAUGCCAUGUCAUCAGCCUAUCUGACUGUUAAAGGAUGGCAUGUCAACAUUUUGAAGAUUUUAAUCAAUACUGAAGUGAUUCAAGGCAAUGAUGCUGAAUUUGAAUGCGUAUUGAGUGAAGCGGUCCCUGCUACUGAAGUGACCUGGUAUCUAAAUGAAAUGGAUAUCCAGUCAGAUGAACAUUGGAAACCAAAGGCAGAAAGCAAUACAUACAAACUUGCCCUAAAAAAUGCCCAAUUAAAUCAUUCUGGAGAAAUAACUUUUGCUUCAAGAGAUGCCAUUACAUCAGCAAAGUUAACUGUUAUUGGCCUUCCUGACCCACCUGAAGAUCCAGAGGUCGUUAGAAAAAGCCACCAGUCUGUCACCUUGUCUUGGUUCACACCAUUGAGUGAUGGUGGUAGUGCUAUACUAGGCUACUUUGUUGAGAUGAAGCCUACUGACAGCGACUACUGGUUGCCGUGUAACACAAAAGUGAUUGAUGAGACGGAGUUCAUUGUUGAUAAUCUAAUACCAGGCACUGGUUACAGAUUCCGUGUUUCGGCUCUGAAUAGGGCAGGUGCUGGAGAACCCGUUCAUUUACCACAGAUGGUUCUGCUGGAGGUUCCCAUCACUGUGACCAUUCCUCUCUCUAAUGUUACUAUAAAUAAUGGAGAGUCUGGCAAACUGGAAUGUGAAUUUUCAACUGAAUGCGUGAAUGUUAAAUGGCUAAAGAACGAUCAGCAAAUUGAAUCAAGCAGCAAGUAUGAGAUCAUUUGUGAGAGAAAGAAACACUGUUUGACUAUUCACAACUGCAGUGUUGAAGAUGAAGGGAAAUACACCUGCAUGCUGUCCUCAGACAUUAAAACAUCUGCUGAAGUUUGUGUAGAUGAUGUGAUGCAACCCAUCCCAACCCAAGAUUUGGAAGUUCCACAGGAGCCAGACCAAGUUACAGUGGAACUAAUAGAUGGGGAAGAGGUUCCUCCUAAACCAAGCUUGCCACCUGAGGCAGCACAAGAAGGCGAUUUGCAUCUUCUCUGGGAAGCUUUAGCUAAGAAACGAAGAAUGAGUCGAGAGCCAACACUUGAUUCCAUUAGUGAAGUACCAGAAGAAGAUGACAAAGCUCAGAAGCACCGGCUACAAAAAGCUAUGGAAUUGGAAGAUUUAUCUACAGAUGAAAUGUCCAGAACAUGUGAUUCUUACACAAGUUCUGAUGAUGAGUCAAGAUCUGGUACUCCAUCCCUUGUUCAUUAUCUGAAAAAGGCAGGAAAGUCCACUGUAACAGUAGCUGGAAAAGUACAAACUAUAUCCACAAACACAUUUUGGAAACACUGGGAGACUUCAAACACUGAAGUUGACCAAUUACAAGAUGUAAAAGAAGACCCAUCUCUCGUUGAAGCUGCUACAAAAAUCCAGGCUGCAUUUAAAGGCUAUAAAACUAGGAAGGAACUUAAACAGCAAGUCAUCCCUGUGUUUACUGAAGUUUUUAAGUCUCAGAUAAGUAAGCUUGGACAAACUGUCCAUCUUGAGUGUGUAACCCAGAGUAACUCUGAAAUCAAGGUACAGUGGCUCAAAGAUGGAGAAGAAAUUGUUGAUGGAAGGCAUUAUCACAUUGAUAAUUACAGUGAUGGAACUUGCUCCUUAAUUAUAACAGGUGUGGAACAAAAUGACACCGGAACAUAUACUUGUGAGGUCUCUAACAAGUUUGGUGCAACUUCUCAUAGUGGAAAAGUUACAAUCACAAGUGAUGUAAAGGAAACAGUUAAGAAGGUCAAAGAGGGUAUUAGUAUAAAGUCCAGCACUGACAGUGAACCGGAAAGUUCUUCAGGAAGUGAGGUUGAUGAUGCUUUCCGUAGAGCAGGCAAACGACUCCAUAGACUUCUGCAUUCAAAACUGUCUUUUGAAAUUUCUGAUGUGGAAGAAGAAUUUUUCUUUAGUGCUGAUGAAGGGGAUGAAGAUAUUUUGGACAAACAAACUUACCAUGAAGAUGAAAAUUACAUUUAUAUAAAGUUUGAUUCAUUGACUGAGGCUGAAAUGGCAGCAACCAGAUUUAAGGAAAUAUUUAUUGGUCAAGGAAUUCCUGUUCACAUUGAUAUCUGUGAAGAAGGAAGCAGAGUUGAAAUUCGGAUUAAGAAAGUAUCUCGGCCCACUGCAGCAUCGAUUGAUGAUCGGACCAAUAUAGAAGAGGGGGUACAUGCUAUUCUUGUUGAGUCAGCCCCCCAUGUUAUAUCUGAGCUCCAGAACCAAGAUGUUCAAGAAGGCUAUCCUGUCAGUUUUGAUUGUAUGGUAGCUGGAUAUCCACCUCCAGCAGUUCGAUGGUUUAAAGAUGGAAAGCUGAUUGAGGAGAAUGAUCACUACAUGAUUAACGAAGAUCAAGAUGGAUGCCAUCAACUUAUUUUAACAUCAGUGAAUCUGAGUGAUAUGGGAGUAUAUAGAUGUGUGGCAGAAAACUACAUUGGCGUUGCUUCAACAAAGGCAGAAUUAAGGGUCGAUGUUAGCAGCUCAGACUAUGAUACAGCAGAAGCCACUGAAACAUCAUCUUAUGUCAGUGCCCAAGCUUCUCUAACCCGGGAGCAGAAUUUGGAAAGUCUAGAAUCACAGGCUGAAGAAGAACAACUGCCUCAGAUCAUAGAGGAGCUUCAUGAUGCCUUUGUGACUAUUGGAGCUCCAAUUGUAAAACUACAAAUUAAAGUUAAAGGUUACCCAAAGCCUCGUGUUUAUUGGUUUAAAAAUGGUAAACCUCUGCGUGCCACAGAUGAAAUUCUGAUGACUGAUAACAAAGGAGAUCAUUCUCUAGAAAUUCUCAAUGUUUCCAAAGAAGCCGGUGGUGAAUAUGCAGCUUAUAUCAGCAAUUCAUCAGGCUCUGCCUAUACAUCUGCCGUUUUAUAUGUUCAAAGCCCAGGAGAAGAGAUUGAGAAGCAUGUACCUGAAGAAAAAUCAGAAAAACCAGAGAAGUUGGUUCCACCAAGAUUUCUGGAAAAAUUUACAAGUAAGAAUGUAAAGAAAGGAGCCAGCAUUACCUUAACUGUCAGGGUCAAAGGAUCUCCAAUACCUGAUAUAACAUGGCUUAAAGAGGAGUCAGUGGAAGAUGUUAUCUGGAUUAAAAAAGAUACACCAGGUUAUAAAUUGGCCAGCUCAAAUAUGCAGCACAGUCUGAUCCUGCUGGAUGUUGGGAAGGAGUACACUGGAGUCUAUACCUGUAUUGCUACAAACAAGGCUGGCCAGUCUAUCUGCUCUGCCCACUUGGAUGUUGUUGAUGAAAUCGAAGCUCCACCUGAAGAAACCACAACUGUGAAAGAAGCUAUUAUGCAAACAUUUUUGCAUGGACCACAAGAAAUUGUUCAUAAAGGACCAGAGAAAGAUCAAAGAGAAGUCAUCACAGAAGUCAGCAGAGAAGUUUCUGCAACAACAACCUUACCACAUUUUUCAUUGGCAGAUGUUGGAACAGAAGAAUUCCUUCAGAAAUUAACAUCUCAGAUCACACAAAUGGUCUCGGCAAAGAUCACCCAAGCUUCUCUUCGUGUUCCUGGAGCAGAAAGUGAUGAGGAAGCAAAGACUCCGUCUCCAUCUCCACGUCAUGGUAGAUCCAGGCCUUCUUCUAUUGUCAAUGAAUCUUCCUCUGAAUCUGAAGAUGCAGAAACAAGAGGCGAGGUUUUUGACAUUUACGUGGCUACAGCAGACUACAACCCACCACCAUCUGAGAAAGAGUCCAUUCAUCUUAAAGAGCGGCAAUAUGUGGAGGUUCUUGACUCUGCACAUCCACUGAAAUGGCUGGUUAGAACCAAGCCUACCAAAUCAACACCUGCCCGACAAGGUUGGGUAUCACCUGCCUAUCUGGACAAGAGACUAAAGUUCUCAGCUGAAGUUGCAUUGGAAAGCCCUGAAAUUCCUGGUGAGAUUGAAUCAGAAGAGGAAUACAGGAGAAAGUUAUACCUCCUUGUGCAGGAUCUUAUUGCAACUGAAAAAGAGUUUACGAAAAAUUUGCAAUUCUUUGUCGACCAUUAUGUCAAACACACCGAAACAAGUACCCAUGUACCACCCUCCCUAGCAAAUAGCAAAGAAAAGAUUUUCCGAAAUAUUAAUGAGAUUGCCGAUUUUCACAUCAGCACAUUCCUGAAUGACCUUUUGAAAUGUCAGACGGAUGAUGAUAUUGCUUUGUGCUUCAUCAAGAACAGUGAUGGAUUUGAUAAAUACAUGCAUUACUUAGUUGGACAAGUACAGGCUGAAUCUCACAUCACUAAUCCAGCUGUCCAAGACUUUUAUAAUAAAUACACAGAUGAAAUAUCAUCAGCACAGGACCCAUCGGAAUCUCCAGUGCCACCUAUUCAUAAUUUCUUAGAGAAGCCUCCCAAUAGACUCUUGAAAUAUCAAAAUUUUCUCAAGGAGCUAAUUCGUAACAAAGCAAGAAACAAUAAAAACUGUGCUUUAUUAGAGGAAGCAUAUGCUGUAGUAUCUGCUCUUCCCAAGCGUGCAGACAAUAGCCUACAUGUUUCAAUGAUUGAAAAUUAUCCGGGCACUUUGGAAUCUCUCGGUGAUCCCAUCAGAAAGGGGCAUUUUAUUGUGUGGGAGGGAGCUCCUGGUGCAAGACUGUCAUGGAAGGGUCACAAACGCAUUGUUUUUCUCUUCAAAAACCAUUUACUGAUCUGCAAACCAAAAAGAGAUAGCAGGACAGAUUCACAGUGUUACAUCUUUAAAAAUCUGAUGAAGCUCACUAAUGUUGAUGUGAAUGACUUUGUGGAAGGCGAUGAACGAUCCUUUGAAAUCUGGCAUGAGCGAGAAGACUCAGUGCGUAAAUACACACUCCAAGCUCGAACUGUGAAUAUAAAGAUUUCAUGGGUAAAAGACAUUACUGGCAUACAGCAGCGCUUUAGUCUACCAGCCUGGAGUCCCCCAGAAUUUGUAGAGAAAUUGGCGGAUUGUAUAGCUGAAAUGGGACAGACAGUGAAAUUGGCGUGCCUGGUUAUCGGAAAUCCAAAACCGGUUAUCACAUGGUAUAAAGAUGGGAAGCUUGUGGAGGUUGACCCACAUCAUAUUAUUAUCGAAGAUGAGGAUGGGUCCUGUACGCUGAUCUUGGACACUCUCACUGCUGCUGACUCAGGACAGUAUAUGUGCUAUGCAGCUAGUGCUGCAGGAAAUGCCAAUACACUUGGGAAGAUUCUUGUACAAGUCCCUCCAAGGUUUGUAAGCCACCUUAGAAACAUCGCAUUUGUAGAGAAUGAAGAUUCGCAGUUUGCAUGCACCAUUGAAGCUGCACCAACCCCACAGAUAAGAUGGAGUAAAGAUGGUUCACCAUUAACAAAUAAAACAAAAUACCAGACUUUCUAUGAUCCUCAAUUUGGAGUUGCAGUGCUGGUCAUCAAAAACACAGAAAAGAUUGACCUUGGAGUCUAUGAAUGUGAAGUUACUAACAAGCUGGGUACAGCCAGAGAUGUUGCAGAGCUAUAUCUUCAGGCUCCUGCUCUGAUUCCAGAAAAGAGAGGAGACCAAGUUGUCAUGAUUGAAGUCACUGAACAAGAGACUAAAGUUCCCAAGAAAACCAUCAUCAUUGAGGAGACUAUAACAACAGUAGUCAAGAGCCCAAAGGUUAAACGGCGCACAUCUUCAAGUAUCUCUCCUGCAAGAUCACCAAGACCACAGGAAACAGUACCGGAAACAUCUUUCUCAGCUAGACCCAAAAGGCCAGCUCCUAAAACUCAGCCUGAAUCCAAAGAAACCCCUCUGAAAAAGCCACCCAUUCCUGCACUUAUGAUAACAGAACCAGAAGAACAAGGUGCAACUGCAAGGCAUGUUUUUGUAGAAACUAAGGUACAAGAACAAAAACCAAGCUGGAUAGAAGUUGAAGAAGUAAUUGAAUUCAAAGUUAAGCAAAGUUCAAAACCUGAGAGGAAGAGAUCAGCUUCCCCUUCUACCCACAGCUUAUCUGAGCAAAGACAGAGGAGACAUAGAUCUUCAAGCCCAAGACCUAAGCAACCUCUAAGGACUGACCCGAACAUAAACAACUCAAACAAUAAUCUAGUGGAACAAAUGCGAUCUUCAGUUUCAGAAGAAAAUCUAACCAAUGAAGGUGUUCAGUCUCUUAUCUGUAAUCCUGAGACUACAGUAGAAAUUCAACCUACCACAUCAGAUGGCAUUAAUCCUGACUGUAUAUCAGACCACUUUACUGAUGAUUCUUAUAGAGUAUCUGCUCAUGCAGUGAAUGAAUACGAUAUUCAGCCAAGCAUAACUGAAGAUCAAUACAAAUCAAAUACUCAACAGCUGGAAGUAGAAACACCACUUGUUGCACUUGUAGGUGAAACUGUAAUGUUAAGUUUUGAAACACCUGAACCCAUGGAUGCUGAACAGCUAUCACUCAGAAAUCUAUCUGAUAUUAAAACAGAACCUACUUUGGCUGUUGUGGAUCUUCCAUUGGAUACGUCUGGUGAUGAAAUGGAGGAAGUCAAGCCAAAACAUGAAGAAGAAAUAGAUAUAGAAGAUGAAUAUGUCAUUAUUGAUGAGCCCCCUGAAUCCGGCAAUGAUGAUCUAGUGAACAGGGACACUAAAAUUUUGACUUAUAAUGGCAAGUUGUUAACUUUGGAAGACCUUGAAGACUACAUUCCUGCCCAAGGAGAAACCUACAAAUCUGAGGAUUCAGUUGACCAAGAAUUUUCAUCAGCCACAUGUUCCAAUGAGCCAUGCGAAAUUUCUGUUCUGCAGGCAGAAAUAAGUGAACCUACAAUUGGCAAACCAGUUUUACUUAAUGUCGGGAAACCAGUUGUAACUAAGAGGAAACCAAGUUAUUUGCAUCAGUUUGGAGAUCAACGACCUGGAAGCAUGUUCACGUCAACAUCUCGGGUAACGGAAAUGCAUUCAAUGCGACCAUCAAAUUUAUCAGUACAUGUCAGUGGAUCAUGUGCUGAAUCAGUUAUUCACUCCUCAACAGCAGUGGAGAAGAAACCACCAUUUGAAUUAAAAACAUCUUUUUGUACUGAAGUGCAAUGUUCUGUGGAUAGUGGUCAACCAAGCUUUAAAACUGAAGUUUCUACGAGAACUCUUAACUAUGGAGAAACUGUUACUUUACAUAUCAAUAAGAAAGACUCAACAGAAGAGGCCAGCAAGAGCAGCCAUGAUAAACUUAAAAAUACCAACAUAUUUGUCACUCUGACAAGUGAAGUAGACCCAUUUCAGAUUGUGGCAAUCAGCCAAAAUGUUGCUGACUUCACAUUGAAAAACACUGAAGCUGGAACAAGAAAAACAACUGAAGUGCAUAUACCAAGUUUAGAGCAUGAUAUACAAAGAAGCAAGGCUGAUAUAAGGCAUGCCUUACAAGAACAUUUGCCAGAAUGCACAAGUGAAAUUAUGUAUGAGAAGUCAAAGAGAAGAAGUGUAACAUUCUCAGACUUCAGUCUAAAUAAUGAAGAAGGAGCAUCUCCCUCAUCUGCAGAAUACAACGUAAACUCGUUCGAAAGAAAAGCUGAUGAAGGGAACGACAAACCUUACCAUUCAACAAAAGAAAGUACCACAUCUCCUUCAGAAUCAGAAGAAUCUCGUCAAGUCUCAACUAGAUAUGAAGGCAGUGAAAUGGAGAAGACUUUUAAAAAAUUGGAAGAUUCUCCACUGUUUUAUAUGGCUGUACCACAAGAGAGUACGAAAAUGACAGAUAUCCCAGAGCACAUUGGAUGGCAAAUGAAACCUCGCAAAAUUGACAAAUCUUUUAAACCAGAUUCAUCAGAUCCUCAAACCCGGAAUGUUAAAGAUUUGGAAAAUGAGAACAUUCAAAGUGUUACUGUGAAGAAGCUGCGUGAAAUACAGUUCAGUCCAACCACAUUCAAGAGAAAAACUUUUGCAGCUCGCAUAAAUGUAACCGAGCAAAAUAUUUUCUCAAGGAUUUCAAGUGAAGGAGUUGAUAACAGGGAAGAAGAAAUGAGCAUGUUACCUGAAAUCAAGAGGCAUCUAUACAUGGAGCAUCCAAAGAGCUACCAUGUGCAUUUGGCUGCACAAGACAAUGCAGGUAUUCUUGAAGUACAGGGUACAGAACCCAGUGAUAUCCAGAAAAUCAGCACCUCACAACAAUUUCUAUCACUUACACCAUCUGUUGUUAACACUAGAACAGGUAUUCCUGAAGCACAGAGUGCAGAACCUAGUGAUACCCAGAAAGGCAGCACCUCACAACAGUUUCUGUUACUCAAACCACCUGUUCUUAGCACCAGCAGAGAAACAGAAGCCAAGGAAGAAUACUCCAUGAAGCCAACGGGGAGAAGAAAACUGCAUUCUAAUUAUGAUGUCAAAGAAGAAAUUGGAAGGGGUUCACACGGUUUUGUGAAGAGAGUUGUGAAUAAACAGAAUGGAACUUCAUGCGCUGCUAAGUUUAUUCCACUCAGAAAAAAUACCAGGUCACAAGCUUAUGAAGAACUUGCCAUCUUAUCCAAAGUUAACCAUCCAAAGAUCUCCUGCUUACUUGAUAUGUUUGAAACCAAGCGAACACUUGUGUUGGUGCUGGAAAUGUGCUCUAAUGAAGGACUCUUGGACCAUUUGUUCAAAAGGAAUAUGGUUUCAGAAACUGAGAUUAAAUAUUAUAUCCAGCAGAUUUUAGAAGGGGUCCAGUAUAUCCACAACAAUAAGAUUCUACACCUUGACAUAAAGCCUGCGAACAUUCUAAUGGUGCAUCCAGAAAGAAACGAUAUUAAGAUAUGUGAUUUUGGAUUUGCACAAAAAUUCUCACCAGUUCAGCCACAGUUUAGCAAAUAUGGUUGCCCAGAAUUUGUGGCCCCUGAAAUUGUCUCCCAGGAUCCGAUUUCAACUGCCACUGACAUAUGGGCUGUUGGUGUCAUCACAUUUUUAUGUUUGACAGGUAGUUCUCCAUUUAUUGGUGAAAAUGACAGAGCAACACUGAUGAAUGUGAAAGAAGGAUCUUUCUCAUGGGAUGAGCGUGAUCAAGAUUGUAUCAGUGAAGAUGCUCAAAAUUUCAUUACAAGAAUAAUUAGAAUAAUUCCACAGGAUAGGCCAACGGCAUCUGAAUGUUUGGAAGAACAAUGGUUUCAGGUAAAACAGAAACUCCAGGAGUCUUGCACAAUUAAUACAAAAAAGUUGAAAUUCUUUAUCUCAAGAAGCAAGUGGCAGCAAUCCCUUAUGAGCUACAAAUCAAUACUAGUAAUGAGAUCCAUUCCGGAACUUUUGGAAGGGACAUCUGAUGGUCUUUCUCUUGGAAUGUCUCGACACUUGCUGAAGGAAAGCAGCUCACCAACAACUAGUGCUUCUUCUUCUGAUUUCGAAGACUGCACCCAUCAGACAGAUGCCCGUUCAACCCAUACUCCAGAAGUCAAUCAGACUGUACCUGAUCAAUAUUUUACAAAUGAAAGUGAAUUCUAUGAAAUCCCUUGGUCUGCUUCUUUCUCAAAAGACAUUACAGAUCCAGAUAUCUGUAAGGAAAAAUGUGAUAGGACACUUCUAACUAGAAACACUGCUGUUGAAGAACAACCAUAUGUAAAACAUGAAGCAGGUGUAGAAUACAGAGAGGAUAUGAAAGCACAGAAUAAAUAUACUGAAAUCUGUGAAGAUCUGAAUUUAAAUGGUAGCAGCUUGAAGCAUCUCAUUUCCAAAGCUGCUUCUGUGGAGACUUCAGACUGUUCAAGAGUGGAGGGAGCAACAACUCACACUUUAGUGCAAGGUAUCUCUUCUGAUAAUGCUGUCCCACUUCAAUUAUCAGGACAAAGUAGCUCACUGGAUAUGAGCUCCAAAUCAUCACCUAGACUUUUACCAAGGCAUUGUCUUAUAAAAAGUACUUUCUGCAGUGAUAUGCUGGAGAGCAGGGAUCUUUCUACUAAGAAUGCUCAAUACACAAGGAGCCUUGAAAGGACAAGAAGGCGUUUUGUAGAGGCAGGUUACACAAGAGGAAAGGUGAGUGGUCUCCGUCAGCCACUCUUGGAGUGCUUUCAGAUGCCUCUACAAAGCAGAAGAUUUGACGCUGAAAGAGUUGAGGAAAUCUCAAGCCACGGUUUUGGAAGAUUGACAAGAUCAGCAUCUUAUGAUAACAGCAAUAUUGUAGCUCAUCCCUCUAAGGAAAAUUCAAGGAAGACCAAGUCAUUUGAUGAAUAUGAAGCAGAGUUCUUAGCUCAGAAUAUAGUAAACAAACCUGAAAUACCAGAACUAUCUCCAGAGCAGUCAGAUCCAAACUCCAAUAUGACGUUGGUUGUUAGUGAUGUCUUAACACCUCAGCCCAUUUCCCUGGAUGCGGAAGAGUCGGGUACACAGGAGUCAGCAAUGUGUGAUUACACAUGCAGUGACACAGUAUGCUUAUCAGAAGAGGGUUCCUUUCUAUCUAAUGUAAAAUAUAGUUCAGAAAGCCCUGUAAAAAAUAUUAGCUUUGAGAUAGAUCAAUCUGUGCAAACUGAUGUAGCUUCUUUACACUCAUCAGAAAAGAAUAUGGAGAUGCACAUGGAGAAGAAAGCCUGUAUUAUUGACAGCAAAGUCAACGACAGUCAGUAUUCAGAGAUGGAGUCCAGUGUGGUCAUUUCUUCUCAGAGUCCAUCAGAUCUGCAAACCAUGGACAGCGAAUCUUUGCAGUCACUUAAAGAAACAAAAACCUCAUCUCUCUCUGAAUAUCCAGAGUUGGAGUCUACAACAGCACAAAGACAGCAUAUUGAUCAGCCUGCCAGCUCACAUUCAGAUGUUUCUGGAAUGAAGUCUUUUGACUUUCAAUGUCCCAUGGAUUCAGAGUUGCAGAGUGAAAUCUCCUCUGUUGCUGCUUCAAUUGUCACAUCUGAUCAACAGGAACAGAGUUCAAAUGAAAAUGUCAGUUCUUUAUAUUUUAACACUGUAGAACCAGGCACAGAUUACUUUGACCUGUCUGAACCAUACAGCUAUGGUCUAGAGUUUGAACAUUGCCCCUCAUUUCUGUCUGAAAGGUCUGAAGAGAAAAACACUUGGCAAGCAGAGAGUUUGCCUGUGCCAUGGACAUCUGAAGAACUAUUUCCUUCAAAGGAAACAAAAGCCAAAAAGGGCAGUCCUUUACAAGGAAAGUCCGAUCAGGCAUCAAGCACCUCAUAUGAAAUAUUAUGUGAUGAGGCUGAAACAACAAAUGAAUAUUCCUGGAAUCCGACUGCCAAUGAAUCAGAAUCAGAUUUAUUGGAAUUGCUGAAAGAUACAGAAGAAGAUGAGACAGCAUCUGACAUCGAAGAAGGAGAAUCAAAAAUUAAAAGAAGAUCUAAAAGAGCUUCACUGGAAAACAUAAUACAUCAGAGUUUUGAAAGUCUAAGAAAAGCAUUCAAAAGCCAAAAGGAUGCAAAACCUCCUAGUGCUUCAAGUGAAACUAUCAGUGAAAUUCACACAGACCCAUUGCCAAAGUCUGCUUCAGAAAUGUUUGGCAGCUCUAGUCUAUUAAGAUUAUUUAGAAGGUCUGCUUCAUUAAAUUGGGAUAAAGGUUUGCAUCAUCUGGAUGAAGAUGGAAGAGAAAAUCGAUAUUCUUUAUCUGUAUUGAGGGAUUUAAACGUGAGCAAACAAUUGCCAAUGGGUACAAGGAAAAGUCAGACUUUGCCAGCUCGGUUUUCAUUGCAGUUGAAAAGCAAAGAAAAACCUAAAGUGAGAGAAAAAGUGAUCGAGUCCCAGGCAAGGGCAGACCCAAAUAAUGAAGACUUGUCUGGGAACCAGUACAUGGAAGUUAUGAAAAUGCCACUGAUAUCCCUCUUAACAUCAUAUGACGACAACAUAGAAAAACAGCAAGGGAAUGUGCAAUCAACAGGCACAAGAAACUAUACCAGCAGUUUUUUGAAGAAAAAAUCAAAACUGUUUUCUUUGAAGCUACCUGGUUCAAAAGCAAAGGAAAAAGCACCAUCAUUUCUCGAAGGCCUUAUGGACCAGUCAGUUGUGUUGAGUCAGUCUGUGACCUUGUCCUGCAGAUCUCAAGGGUAUCCAAAUCCUGACAUACGUUGGUUCAAAGAGGAUCAGUUGGUGUGCUGCAGUAAUCGGAUACAGACAUCAACCACAAGCAAAAGUUGCCAGCUUCUAACUAUCCUAAAUAUAAUAGAAGAUGAUCUGGGUAGAUAUACAUGUGUGGCGGAAAACCAUUUGGGCAAAGCUUCAACUUGCUGCUUACUGAAUUUAGCAGUUGUGCCUUGUCGCCCUGAUUCCCCUGAAGUAGCACAGGUCUAUGAAGAUGGCGUUUUAGUGAUAUGGAAGCCCCUUGUUGCCAACACUCCAAUAAUGUAUAUUAUUGAGUGUAAAAGAAAGGGUGAAGACUGGACAAAUGUUGCAUCCAACCUUUCUGAAUCCUGCUUUUAUGCCAGUGAUCUGUGUAAAGGAGAAACAUAUUCAUAUAGAAUAGCAUAUGUCAACAAAGCUGGUAAAGGACAGUUUAGUCAACCAUCUUCUGAAGUUAUCAUUGGGAAGACAGAAGUACAGUCACAUAGUGUACAUGGAGAAAAGCCAGCACCAGUGCAUGAGACAUACACAUUUUUCACAGAGAUAAACAGAGGACGCUUCAGCAUCAUAAAGAAAUGUACGGAGAACUCCUCAGGAAAGUCAUUUGCAGCUAAAAUUACUCCUUACAAGAAGCAAAACAAGCCCUUUGUCCUGAAGGAAUAUGAAACUCUAAAGAAGCUCCAUCACAACAACAUUGUUCAGCUUCAUGGUGCCUACAUCACACCUAAAUACUUAGUUUUGAUCCAAGAACUCUGUGAAGGAAAAGAGCUAUAUCACCAUUUGGCUGAAAGGACCUCUUACACUGAACACCAUGUGGUGGAGUUGCUCACACAGAUACUCAGUGCUGUUGAAUAUCUCCACCUCAAUCAUACUGUCCACCUUGAUCUAAAAUCAGAGAACUUGAUCAUUGUGCAGCACAAUGUAUUGAAGCUGCUGGAUUUCAGCAGUGCUGAGAUGCUGCUACCAGGCCAUCCUGUGUUGGUAGAAAAGUGCAGAGACUUCAUGGAGAAUAUGGCUCCAGAAAUUCUUGAAGGGAAGCCAGUUGUUCCAGAGACAGAUAUCUGGGCAGUCGGUGUACUAACCUUUACAAUGUUAAGUGCGGAUUGUCCUUUUAGAUCCGAUAAAGAUUGUGACAAAGAAAAGAAUAUAAGGAAAGGGAAAGUCAAGCUCGGGAGAUGUUAUGCCGGCCUUUCACAAGGAGCAGUUUUGUUUCUAAAGAACACAUUGUGUGUUAACCCAGGGGGAAGGCCAUGUGCCUCAGAAUGUCGUUCAUUCCCAUGGUUACAAGACUAUUCACAAAUGAACCCAAGACAUUCGAUGAUUUUCUUUCAAACAACAAAGCUCAGAAAUUAUCUAAAACAACGUGAGAAACGGAGGAUGCUUCUAAGUACAAAGCAUGAGGUGCUCAUGUUUCAGUGAUAGUGAAACAAGAAAGAGAUUGAAUAUCCAGAAUAUCUUUAAUUGAUCUGUUUUUAAUUUGCAAAGUUAGAGAGGCUAUGCCAUGAAGGAAAAUUAGUUUGCAAGCCAUAACUUGUUUUCCCAAUCUUGAAUCAGUACGCAUUUAAACAAUUUGGUCAGCAGUCUUCGUGCACGAGACAGAAGUUGAUCCAAUAAUGAGUGGUAAAAAUUUAAAUAUAUCAAACAUUAACUUCAGUUGUAGCAUAAGAAAUGAAGUUUUUUUUUGCAUUAGCAUAUAUUAUAGGAGCCUCUCACCACUUCCCUUCCUUUGCUGAACAUAUCCGAAUACUGAUCGUUCACCAUGAAGCAGCAUGUGAGCAAGAAGAGGUGGGCUCUUGUGGGAUAGUAAAGAAACAAAUCUAAUUAUUGUGUUUGCUAUGUUGGAACAGAUAGAAGCACAUAUCAAAAAUGCACUGUAGUGAACCAACAGAGAAAAACUAAAUGUUCAACAUCAUUUGAGGAAAUAUGUUCCACUAAAGCUUGGAUAAACAAAUUCACUGCAAACAUGUAUAUAAUUUCUGAAAUUUCAAUUUUUUCAAAAAUAUUAAAUUUUUAUAUUACUGGACUAGUGUUUCAGAGGUUGAAG
Hemiscyllium ocellatum (epaulette shark) is the source of this 31339-nucleotide messenger RNA. It is a transcript of the gene obscnb, whose product is annotated as obscurin, cytoskeletal calmodulin and titin-interacting RhoGEF b. Gene Ontology annotation, biological process: protein phosphorylation. Lineage: Eukaryota; Metazoa; Chordata; Chondrichthyes; Orectolobiformes; Hemiscylliidae. Gene Ontology annotation, molecular function: ATP binding; guanyl-nucleotide exchange factor activity; protein binding. Bases 1 to 30714 code for a protein of 10237 amino acids. The transcript has 124 exons. The record is from RefSeq and is a predicted model, not a curated record.